CUCCUACAUAAAAGGGAUGGCAUGGCAUGGUUCAUAGAAACAUAUAAUCUCAACCAAACGCGUCACUCUUUUAUUAGUUUUUCAAGAUUAGAAGUGAACGUCACAGAUUUAUCUCCAUUUUCUAGAUAAAUUCACUCAUUCAUUCAUUCUUCUCUCUCAAAAAUCCCUUUAUCCUCCUUCAACUCUUUCAAUAAUGGCUGUGGCUAUGGCUGCUUGUAGCCUUGGACUUCACCUCACUCCUGAUAAUAAUAAUAAUAAUAAUACUAAUUGCUUUGCCCCUAUCUUGAAAACCACUGCUAUGUAUGAUACUAGUAAACCAUGUUUCAUUCUUCACAAAACAAGAUUAUUAUCUUCAGCAAUUACGAUCGUCCCUCGAGCAACAGCUGUUUCUAAUGUCGAGGAUGGGAAUCAAAGUGUGGCUGAUACUGUCCCAACUCCUGUUGUUAUAAUUGAUCAAGAUUCUGAUCCGGACGCAACUGUCGUCGAGAUUACCUUUGGUGAUCGCCUUGGCGCUCUUCUCGACACUAUGAAUGCAUUGAAAAACUUGGGACUGAAUGUUGUUAAGGCUAAUGUGUAUCUUGAUUCCUCUGGCAAGCACAACAAGUUUUCAAUCACAAAAGCUGAUACAGGUAGGAAAGUGGAAGAUCCAGAGUUGUUAGAAGCGAUCCGUUUGACGAUUUUAAAUAACAUGAUCACGUAUCACCCGGAAUCAAGUGCACAAUUGGCUCUAGGAGCGGCUUUUGGACUUGUGGCUCCAAAGGAACCGGUUGAUGUGGACAUAGCAACUCACUUAACCAUCGCUGAUGACGGUCCAGAGAGAAGUUUGUUCUAUGUGGAGACCGCUGAUCGCCCUGGAUUAUUGGUUGAUCUUGUAAAGGGUAUUACUGACAUUAACAUUGCUGUUGAAUCCGGGGAAUUCGACACUGAGGGGCUGUUGGCUAAGGCAAAGUUUCAUGUCAGCUACAAUGGUAAAGCCAUCAUCAAGCCUCUUCAGCAGGUUCUUGUUAACAGCUUGAGAUACUUCUUGACACGGCCUUCAACUGAGGAAUCCAGUUUUUGAGUGGCACAUUGUCACAACCAAUUGCAACACAUUUUGUAUCAGUACAAUCGACCGAGUUUUAAAACAUUAAGAGUAUGUUUGGAUUGAUGGAACAUAACGAAGCGGGGCGGAAUGAAACAUGACGAAGCCGAAAUGAGCGGAGUGGAAUGAAAUAUAAAUCUCAUUUCAUUGUUUGAUUACUUUAUUGAAAAUGUUUCCUUCCAUCACAUACAUCCCAAAUUGGAUAGAACAAAAAAAUUGAGAUUUUGAUGAAAUAGAAUGAAAUGAAUUUCAUCUUGUUCUAUUCCAUUCCAUCAAUUAUUUACAAAUUCAAAUAAUAGAAUCUCAUUAAUAUCCA
Lathyrus oleraceus (garden pea) is the source of this 1397-nucleotide messenger RNA. Its product is annotated as ACT domain-containing protein ACR11. The coding region runs from base 194 to 1060 and encodes 288 amino acids. The transcript has 11 exons. The record is from RefSeq and is a predicted model, not a curated record. Lineage: Eukaryota; Viridiplantae; Streptophyta; Magnoliopsida; Fabales; Fabaceae. Gene Ontology annotation, cellular component: chloroplast thylakoid membrane; chloroplast stroma.